GAAUUCGUUCUUUCGUUGGCAAUAAAAACUUGUAUUUCCUACUUUCUUCAAACUAAUUCACACCGAGCGAGAAAGAGAGUCGUAGAGAAGAAGAAGACGGAGAGCGAGAGAGAUGUCUCACGGCAAUGCAUCGGGGAAUGAUCCACGACAGCCUUCGUCGGCGAAGCCCUACACUCCAUAUGCGGUGCCACCGCAGGAUCUUCCCGUCGACUACUCUGGUUUCAUCGCCGUCGUUUUUGGAAUUGCCGGCGUCAUGUUUAGGUACAAGCUUAGCUCGUGGGUUGCUAUCAUAUUCUGCGCGCAGUCGCUAGCCAACAUGAGGAACAUUGAGAACGAUCUUAAGCAGAUUUCUAUGGCGAUGAUGUUUGCUAUCAUGGGUUUGGUCUCAAACUACCUGGGUCCUGUUCGGCCAGGCACACAAAGCUAACAUGUCUCAGAUUCAUGAAGUUGGGCUUAAAGGUGACUGGGGGAGUAUGAGGAUUCUUUCAUUUGAUGGUUUGUACUGGAGCUCCUUCCCUUAGUUUGAGAUAAGGGGUGACUGUAAGUCAGAGUUGGGUAACGAAGCCGAAGGGAGUUUAAUUUGUAUCUUUAAUAUCGAAGUUGCACUAAAUUUUAUUUUUGGCUACGGUCAUUGCAUUUCUGGUUCUCAUAAAAAAAAAUUAUUAUGCUUUAAUUGAAGCCGGGUAAAGUUCUUGUAGCUAAUCUUGGUUAGUAAUAAGGGGCUCUAGAAGUAUAGAGUAGUGAUAAGUUACGUGUAAUGACUCAACUUAUUGUUCAGAAGGAUUUGAUAAGAGAGCAAAGUAGGUACCAUUUAAGAGAAUUA
This is a messenger RNA of Carica papaya (papaya), 823 nucleotides long. RefSeq names its product asterix-like protein. The record is from RefSeq and is a predicted model, not a curated record. Gene Ontology annotation, cellular component: endoplasmic reticulum membrane. Gene Ontology annotation, molecular function: protein folding chaperone. Gene Ontology annotation, biological process: protein insertion into ER membrane. Lineage: Eukaryota; Viridiplantae; Streptophyta; Magnoliopsida; Brassicales; Caricaceae.